This is a messenger RNA of Nematolebias whitei (Rio pearlfish), 1566 nucleotides long. It is a transcript of the gene tor1, whose product is annotated as torsin family 1. Gene Ontology annotation, cellular component: nuclear envelope; endoplasmic reticulum; endoplasmic reticulum lumen. The record is from RefSeq and is a predicted model, not a curated record. NCBI's taxonomy places the organism in Eukaryota, Metazoa, Chordata, Actinopteri, Cyprinodontiformes, Rivulidae. Gene Ontology annotation, molecular function: ATP hydrolysis activity; kinesin binding; ATP binding. The transcript has 5 exons. Gene Ontology annotation, biological process: protein localization to nucleus; nuclear membrane organization. Bases 114 to 1109 code for a protein of 331 amino acids.
UCCUCGUUGUGGAGCAGGAAGCUAGUUUCUGCAGCAUUAGCGCCUUUUUUGUGCUAUUGAAACUGUUUUCUCCCAAGAAAACGACUCAUGUCUGAAAUUUAACGGUUCCGACAAUGAAAGUGGCAGAUACAUAUAUGAGCUUACAUAUUUUACUGACAGCCGGGGCGCUGGUGAACGCGUUUGAUCCGAUCACAACAACAGUGGGAGUCGGUUUGUUGGCGACUCUGGGCCGAACUGUCUACAAAUAUUUUCACGAAAGUUGCGAUAAGAAAUGGAUCGGCUUCAACUCAACAGGACUAAAGAUGGACCUGGAUGAGAAGCUUUUUGGACAGCACAUCGCAUCACGCAUUGUUUUAAAGGCUGUGAAUGGAUUCAUGAGCAACGAGAAACCAAAGAAGCCUCUGGUUCUGUCUCUACAUGGAUGGACUGGCACCGGGAAGAACUUUGUCAGCAAGCUCAUUGCUGAAAACGUUUACAAAGAAGGAAUGCACAGCAGCUUUGUCCACGUCUUCACAUCAACACUUCACUUCCCUCAUCCCAGUCAGUUAGCCACCUACAAGUCUCAGUUACAGCAGUGGAUCAAAGGAAACGUCUCCAACUGUGAACGCUCCAUGUUCAUCUUCGAUGAGAUGGAUAAGAUGCACCCCGGACUGAUUGACGGGAUCAAACCGUACCUGGACUACUACGACAAGCUGGAUGGAGUUUCAUAUCAGAAGUCCAUCUUCAUCUUCCUCAGUAACGCUGGAGGGGAAAGCAUCGUGCAGACAACUUUAGAUUUCUGGAACGCGGGACGAAAUCGAGAAGAGAUGGAGCUGAAAGACCUCGAAACGUCUCUCUCACUAUCUGUGUUCAACAACAACAAAAGUGGCUUUUUUCACACGAGUCUGAUUGACAAGAACCUGGUGGACUUCUUCGUGCCGUUCCUGCCUCUGGAGUACCUGCACAUCGUCCAGUGCGUCGUGGCUGAGAUGAAAGCCAGAGAACUUGAACCGGACAUGGACGUGGCAGACAAGGUGGCCAGAGAUUUGGUCUAUUUCCCCAAAUCUGAGCGAGUGUUCUCCGUUAAAGGCUGCAAGACGAUAGAGAGCAAGCUGGACUACUACAUAUAAUGUCACCGUCCACCGGAGGCCGUGUUCAGUCACUACGUGCACUUUUUAAAAGAAAAGAAACUCUUGCAGUCAAAUGACUAAGACAGGACAUGAAGCUGACUGUUUGACCUUUGAGAUGACAUCAGGAGGCCUUCUCCAGUCGUGCUCACUCUAAAUGAAGUGGGUGAAUAAAAGACUGGAAAACGAUCCGUGUUCUGAGUUACGGAGUCUGAACUGAAGAGUUGACCUCACCACAGUCUUAGAGACAGUCAUUUGAAUAAUGAACCAAAGAGUCCUUCUCUUGUGUUCUUUGUACUGCUGAACUGAAAGUACAUGCCUUAAUUUUCCAUCUAGCAACUUUUCACUGGAUUUAUUUUACAGUGUGCCAGCUUUUUAUUAGUGGUGGGAAUUCAAAAAGCGUUCAAUACAAUUAGACACAAUACAAUACAAUUAUUAGUGGUGGGAACCUUUGAUUCAG